CUCACAGAUGCGAAGCCUGAAAUUAACUUAAUUACUAGUUGGGAUUACUGGUCUCUGGUUGACUCUUCCACUCAGCAGAUUUUUUUUUCUGUGACCUCCUCACAGGUGUGACACACAUUCAGCAGCAGGACAGGAAGACGUUUCAGUAUGUCUAUAGGGCUGGAGUUGAUUGGUAUCUCUCUCUGCAUUUUGGGAUGGAUUAUUGCCAUUGUGGCAUGCGCCCUCCCCAUGUGGAGGGUGACGGCCUUCAUCGGCAGCAACAUCGUGACAGCUCAGAUCAUCUGGGAGGGUCUGUGGAUGACCUGCGUGGUCCAGAGCACAGGCCAGAUGCAGUGUAAGGUCUACGACUCCAUGCUCGCCCUCUCCCAAGACCUCCAGGCUGCCCGCGCCCUCACCGUCAUCUCCAUCCUGCUCGCCAUUCUGGCCGUGCUCAUCGCCAUCGCCGGGGCCAAGUGCACCAACUGCAUUGACGACGAGGCAUCCAAGGCCAAGGUGGUGAUCAUCUCUGGGGUCUUCUUCAUUGUAUCCGGGGUCAUGCAGCUCAUUCCUGUCUCCUGGUCGGCCAACACCAUCAUCAGGGACUUCUACAACCCUUUACUUCCUGAUGCUCAGCGGAGGGAGCUCGGGGCCGCGCUGUACAUCGGCUGGGCAGCUGCUGCCCUCCUGGUGCUUGGCGGCGGACUCCUCUGCUGCUCCUGUCCGCCACGUGAGACCAGAUACAACCCUUCAAGAAUGGCUUACUCUGCCCCGCGGUCUGCAGGCGGCCCAGGGUUAGAAAGGAAAGACUACGUAUGAACGAAGGUGAAGAGGGAAAAGACAUUACUGAAUCUCACACCUGCUCCCCACACCAAGCUGAGGGCGUACUGAGGAAAAAAGGAGACUCCGCAAUUAAGGAUGUGUUUGAAUUUGCCUUUAAUGUUAAGUAUCUCUGAAUUAGGCUCCUUGUUUUUCAGAGACUGAAAAGGAUUUGAGUGGAAUUUUGUUUGUUUCAAAACAAAUCCAAAAGAUUUUGUUUUUUAAGUUUUACGAGCGUUUACGACUGAAUAGUUUUUUAUAAAGAUCGCCAUCACUGCUUCAUGUGUCACCUUCAUAAUAAGGCACUUCUGUGUACAAAAUGGAAGAACUGAACAGCAGCAUUACCAACAGGAUCAUGUGUUGUAAAUACUGUAAUCUGAAUAUCAUUGAUCACCUGUAACAGUCACGACAGACAGUAACUGUAUCCAACGCAGGUUUUCGUGCAGUGUGUUAAG
Messenger RNA from Seriola dumerili (greater amberjack), 1250 nucleotides. Its product is annotated as claudin-3-like. Gene Ontology annotation, molecular function: structural molecule activity. Gene Ontology annotation, biological process: bicellular tight junction assembly; cell adhesion. Lineage: Eukaryota; Metazoa; Chordata; Actinopteri; Carangiformes; Carangidae. The record is from RefSeq and is a predicted model, not a curated record. The coding region runs from base 148 to 795 and encodes 215 amino acids. The transcript has a single exon. Gene Ontology annotation, cellular component: plasma membrane; bicellular tight junction.